Messenger RNA from Sorex araneus (European shrew), 3384 nucleotides. RefSeq names its product zinc finger and BTB domain containing 7B (gene ZBTB7B). The transcript has 4 exons. The coding region runs from base 229 to 1851 and encodes 540 amino acids. Gene Ontology annotation, molecular function: DNA-binding transcription factor activity, RNA polymerase II-specific; RNA polymerase II cis-regulatory region sequence-specific DNA binding; protein binding. The record is from RefSeq and is a predicted model, not a curated record. Lineage: Eukaryota; Metazoa; Chordata; Mammalia; Eulipotyphla; Soricidae. Gene Ontology annotation, biological process: positive regulation of gene expression; regulation of transcription by RNA polymerase II.
GGGCGAGAGGCGAGAGAAAGCGAGAGGGAGGGGGAGAGGAGCGGCGGCAGGUGAAGGGAGAAGGAGAGAGAGGAGGCCAGAAGGAGGAAAAGAGGAGGGUGGGAAAGAACCGAAGAGUAAAAGACCGGAGCAGGGCCCCGAGCCCCCGGGCCUGGCGGGAGACGCGCUUCUCCCCACACCCUGUGCUCAGCAGUUCCAACCCGCGGACCCAGCGGCGGAGAGGGGAACAUGGGGAGCCCCGAGGAUGACCUGAUCGGGAUCCCAUUCCCGGACCACAGCAGUGAGCUCCUGAGCUGCCUCAACGAGCAGCGCCAGCUGGGCCACCUGUGCGACCUCACCAUCCGGACGCAGGGCCUGGAGUACCGCACGCACCGCGCCGUGCUGGCCGCCUGCAGCCACUACUUCAAGAAGCUCUUCACCGAGGGCGGCGGCGGUGCGGGCGCGGGGCCGGGCGGCGGGGGCCCCGCGGCGGGGGGCGCCGGCGCGGGCGUGUGCGAGCUGGACUUCGUGGGGCCUGAGGCCCUGGGGGCGCUGCUCGAGUUCGCCUACACCGCCACGCUGACCACCAGCAGCGCCAACAUGCCGGCCGUGCUGCAGGCGGCGCAGCUGCUGGAGAUCCCGUGCGUCAUCGCUGCGUGCAUGGAGAUCCUGCAGGGCAGCGGCCUGGAAGCCCCCAGCCCCGAUGAGGACGACUGUGAGCGCGCCCGCCAGUACCUGGAGGCCUUUGCCACCGCCGCCACCGUCUCGGCGGUGCCUAACGGGGAGGACAGCCCCCCGCAGGCGCCGCUCCCGCCGCCCCCGCAGCCGCCCCCUAGGUCUGUUCCGCGUCGCAGUCGCAAGCCCCGGAAAGCUUUCCUGCAGACCAAGGGGGCCCGGGCCAACCACCUGGUGCCCGAGGUGCCCGCCGUGCCCACCCACACCUUGACCUACGAGGAGGAGGAGGGAGCCGGCCGAGUGGGCAGCAGCGGGGGCAGCGGGCUGGGGGACAGCUACAGCCCCCCCAUGGAGACGGCCUCCCCCUCCGAGGGGCCCCUGAGCUACGAGCCCUACGAGGGCGAAGAGGAGGAGGAGGAGCUGGUGUACCCUGGCGCCUACGGGCUGGCACAGGGCGGCGGGCCCCCGCUGUCCCCCGAGGAGCUGGGUUCGGACGAGGAUGCCAUCGACCCCGACCUGAUGGCCUACCUCAGCUCCCUGCACCAGGACGCCCUGGCGCCCGGCCUGGACGGCCAAGACAAGCUGGUGCGCAAGCGCCGCUCGCAGAUGCCCCAGGAGUGCCCCGUGUGCCACAAGAUCAUCCACGGGGCCGGCAAACUGCCCCGCCACAUGAGGACCCACACGGGCGAGAAGCCCUUCGCCUGCGACGUCUGUGGCGUCAGGUUCACCCGGAACGACAAGCUGAAGAUCCACAUGCGGAAGCAUACCGGGGAGCGCCCCUACUCCUGCCCGCACUGCCCGGCCCGCUUCCUGCACAGCUACGACCUCAAGAACCACAUGCACCUGCACACGGGCGACCGGCCCUACGAGUGCCACCUGUGCCACAAGGCUUUCGCCAAGGAGGACCACCUGCAGCGCCACCUCAAAGGCCAGAACUGCCUGGAAGUGCGCACGCGGAGGCGCCGCAAGGACGAUGCUCCGCCCCACUACCCGCCGCCCGCUGCCGCCGCCCUGCCCCCAGCCGGCCUCGACCUCUCCAACGGCCACCUGGACACCUUCCGCCUCUCUCUGGCGCGACUCUGGGAGCAGUCGGCGCCCGCCGGGCCCCCGAUAUCCACUCCCGGGCCCCCCGACGAGGAGGAGGAGGAGGGGGCGCCCACCACGCCGCAGGCCGAAGGGGCCAUGGAGUCCUCUUAGAGGGGGCGAAGGCCAGGCCGGAGGAGCACAGGCUCGGGGCCCGCAUGCCAAGCAGUGGGGGCACACGCGGGACGCGGGGGUGGGCAGGGGCCCGAGCUGGUGCCCGCGGGGCCUCCUGGGCGCAGUUUCCAGGCUAGGAAGGCCUCGGGAGGCUCGGUUCCCGGGUCGGGUGGCGUCCCCCGGAGCAGUACAGAAGAUAUUAUGCCCAUAUUCGCGCUCGGGUGUCAGGUGGGCGCCCGCCCCGGUCCUCCACUGCUGCUGGGGGUAGAAGCAAUAAUGUAUUUCUGAUUCGUGGGGUUCUUCGGCUAUGCGGGUUUCCAGGGGCUGGGAGCGGCUUGGGACCAAAGCCCGGCCCCGCCCCCACGCCCCCUGGGGUUCGGGGCCGCGAAGGGGGCGAGGCCGCCCCUCCCCUCCAGACCCUCCCCCCUGGUUUCUGUUCCCUUUUCCUGCCCGUGAAUUAUGCAAACGGGGGGCGUCCGCGGGACGCGGGUGGGAGCGCGGCGGGCCCCGCCGGCCGCCCUCCGCCCUGCCGGGGCGCUGAGUCAUGGGGUCCCGGGGCAGAGGGGGCGGGCUGGCCUGAUUGGCCCGCCCGGCCCCGGGGGCAGCGGGGGCCCCGCCCAGGGGAGCGCGCGGCCCGGCUGGCUUCUCCUCCCCUCCCGUCCCCGAGUCCCCGGGCAGGGAAUGUCUUGUUCCCGCCGCUCCCUCCCUGGGGCCAGAGGGCAGGGCGGGCCGGCGUCCUCCCCGCCCAGGUGCGAGCCGGAGCCGGAGCCGGAGCCGCGCCGCCGCGGCCGCCCCUGACUCACGCCGCCCCCGGGCGCGCGCGGGGGGCGGGGGGCGGGCGGGGAGCGCGCCGGCGACACCUGGCGCCACCUGGCGGCCGCGCCGCACCCGCGCGCCUUCGCUCCCCGCCCGGGGUCGAACCCCGCGGCCCCCCGCCCCCGCCCCAGCUCCCGCUCUGUACAUAGCCUCCUCCGGUCUCGUCGAAAUCUAGUUUCCGAUUUUUAACUACCCGAUUCUGCUGCGGGCGGGGGUGUCUCCCUCCCCUUCCUCGCUGGGUGCUGGACCCCCCCACCCCCGACCCAAGCGGCCUGGGCUCCGCCUUGCACUAUUCACCCUCCCGGCCUGGGGGCUCCUCCCCCUCCUCCACAGGAGGUUCAGGGGCCCGGUGCUCUCCCUCCCUGCACCCCCAUGCCCAUUUGCACAGCUGCCCAGAUACCCCCGACAGUGGGGGGUCACAGGGAGGGGGUAGUGGGACCAGUCCCCGUAUCUAUUUAAAAAGUGAUGUAAUAUAUUGGUUGGGGUAGGGGGGGCGCGGGUUGCCCUGGGCCUCAUCUUAGCAUUUCAGGGGAUAGUGAAGCCCGGGGCUGGGGAGACCUGGGGCCUAGCUCCGGGACUGAGGACAAAUGUGCUCUCCCUCCCCCUGCGGCUUCUCCACUCAGUGCCUUAGGGGGGCCAUCCCCCCUCCUCCUGUUCCACCCCUGCCCCCUACCCUGGUGUAAGCGACAGGAAGAAAUAAUAAUAAUUUAAGAUUCA